Molecule: messenger RNA, 813 nt
Organism: Candidozyma haemuli
Lineage: Eukaryota; Fungi; Ascomycota; Pichiomycetes; Serinales; Metschnikowiaceae
Product: NAD(P)H:quinone oxidoreductase, type IV
Exons: 1
Coding region: 1-813 (270 amino acids)
Molecular function (GO): NAD(P)H dehydrogenase (quinone) activity; FMN binding
Source: RefSeq, a predicted model, not a curated record
AUGAAGGUUGCUAUUGUCUAUUAUUCCACUUAUGGCCAUGUGCUUACCUUGGCCAAGUCUAUCAAGGAAGGUCUUGAGUCUUCCAAGGAGGUUUCCCAGGUGGACCUUUUGCAGAUUCCAGAGACUCUCUCCAAGGAGGUUCUUGAACAAUUGCAUGCUCCAGAGAAGCCUGAGUACCCACUUGCAACCGCAGAGAAGAUUGCCGAGUACGAUGCUCUUCUUUUCGGUUACCCAACAAGAUUCGGUAACUUGCCAGCUCAAGUGAUUGAGUUCUUUGGCCAGACCAGUGGUCUUUGGGUUUCUGGUGGCUUGUACCGUAAGCCAGUCGGCGUUUUCACUUCUGUCAGCUCCGCUGGUGGUGGUCAGGAAAUCACCAUGAGAAACGUUUUCUCUUAUGUUGCCCACCACGGUAUGGUUUUUAUUCCAUUGGGUUACGGCAAGGCUUUUGCUGAUAUCACAAACUUGCAAGAAGUUCACGGCGGUACGCCGUACGGUGCUUCCACUUUCGCUGGUGCCAAUGGCUCCAGAAAGCCAUCUGAGUUGGAAUUGAGAAUCGCCAAAACUCAGGGUGAAACUUUCGCUUCUAGUGCUGCAAAGAUCGUUGCUGCCUCCAAAUCUUCUUCCACUGACACUUCGGGCCCAGCUUCCACCGAGAAGGAGGCUUCAGCUUCCAAGGAGAAAGAGGCUGUUGAAAGCGAAGAAAGCAGCGAAGCUCCAAAGACCGAAAAGAAGACCCCACAGAGAGUCCAGGAGUCUUCAAAGCCUGCUGCUAAAGAGGACAGUGGUUGCGGUGUCAAGUGUGUGAUUGUUUAA